AUGCCCGUCUAUCGUAAUGCAACACGCUGGAGCAGCACAUUCUCCAUGAUCGACCGCUAUUUUCGCAUCUAUUCGAAGUUGGACCGCAUCGACGACCAAUUGGUGGACUUCAUUCCCACCCCCCGAGAGAAUGUCCGAUUGAAGGCUCUGUAUGAAGAUCUCAAGAACUUGGAGAGUGUGAACAAGAAGCUACAAACAUCGACGGUGUCCCUGCUUGAUGUGCGGGCUCUGUUUGAUCAUGUCAUCAAACAUUACCCUGGUACGGAGUUGUACCUGUCACCUACGGCCUCUUUGGUUAAGUUCCCCGACUUCGAGAACGGGACUGUGGCGACGGAACUGCAGGAGGAAGGUGAAGAUGCCCAUCAGUCCUUUGCCGAGGUUGCCUUGAGUCAGGAGGAAGUGACGUCAUCUAGAGAGAACCUGAAGUGGAUCCCGCCUACAUCUAACGACGUGGAGAGGCUGUUCUCACGUGCAGGAAUUGUGUUCUCACGUCUGCGCCGAAGUCUAAACCCAAUGACGUUGGAGACGAUACUCUUUUUGCAGUUCAAUAGGAGUUUGUGGGAUGCAAGUGCGGUUGCGGAGGCAAUUGAGCUCGGAAAGAAGCGGACACGACCUCGAGAAGAAGAAAACGCGGACUGA
Phytophthora nicotianae INRA-310 is the source of this 639-nucleotide messenger RNA. RefSeq lists its product as hypothetical. The transcript has 2 exons. The coding region runs from base 1 to 639 and encodes 212 amino acids. The record is from RefSeq and is a predicted model, not a curated record. NCBI's taxonomy places the organism in Eukaryota, Oomycota, Peronosporomycetes, Peronosporales, Peronosporaceae.